AUGCCAGUCUCCAGGGCGCAGGAGCAGGCCUUGAAGGAGCUGAAGCUCAAUGGCAAGUACUUCACGUCGCUGCUGCUGCCCAUGGCAGAGGCGGGCCACCGACAGAAGCGAAAAGACCUGAAAAGACGCUACUCAGCAAGAGAUAGCUGGAUGUAA
Messenger RNA from Cladocopium goreaui, 156 nucleotides. The record is from the annotation of a GenBank genome assembly. NCBI's taxonomy places the organism in Eukaryota, Dinophyceae, Suessiales, Symbiodiniaceae.